Molecule: messenger RNA, 219 nt
Organism: Paramecium tetraurelia
Lineage: Eukaryota; Ciliophora; Oligohymenophorea; Peniculida; Parameciidae
Exons: 1
Source: RefSeq, a predicted model, not a curated record
AUGAAUUAUUAAUAAAUAUUACAAAAUGUCUUGCUUAUUAGAAAACUUAGGGAAGUCUUCCCAAGGAAAUCAGUUCUACUAAAAACUUACAUGUUGGGUUGCUUUUAUUUGUUUUAUCAGACAAUCAAAACUGAUAACAAAAAAAAGAGAAUCUACGAAUUUCAGAAUUAAGACCAAUUGUUUUAAGAAACUAAUGUCAACGAAACUUAUUUUAAAUGA